This is a messenger RNA of Grammomys surdaster, 2294 nucleotides long. It is a transcript of the gene Odc1, whose product is annotated as ornithine decarboxylase 1. Bases 227 to 1612 code for a protein of 461 amino acids. The transcript is spliced from 12 exons. Lineage: Eukaryota; Metazoa; Chordata; Mammalia; Rodentia; Muridae. Gene Ontology annotation, cellular component: cytoplasm. The record is from RefSeq and is a predicted model, not a curated record. Gene Ontology annotation, molecular function: ornithine decarboxylase activity.
GCGGGCUCGACGAGGCGGCUGACGGGGCGGCGGCGGGCGGACAGCCGGGCGCUCCUCGGGAUUCGGCGGCGGCGUCUCCAUGGGUCCGGGCAGCCGCGCCACUGUGCUGUGAGUGCUUCCACCGCUCCAAGGAGACGGCAUUCAGAGUUCUUGGAUAAGUUGGCCUUGUGAGGAGCUGGCAAUAAUUGAUUCAAUCUCUAGGUUUUCUGCAGGCACACUGAGAGCCAUGAGCAGCUUUACGAAGGAAGAGUUGGACUGCCAUAUCCUCGAUGAAGGCUUUACUGCUAAGGACAUUCUGGACCAAAAAAUCAAUGAAGUCUCUUCCUCUGACGAUAAGGAUGCUUUCUAUGUUGCGGACCUCGGAGACAUUCUAAAGAAGCAUCUGAGGUGGCUAAAAGCUCUUCCCCGUGUUACUCCCUUUUACGCAGUCAAGUGUAAUGACAGCAGAGCCAUAGUGAGCACCCUGGCUGCUAUCGGGACAGGAUUUGACUGUGCAAGCAAGACUGAAAUACAGUUGGUGCAGGGGCUUGGGGUGCCUCCAGAGAGGAUUAUCUAUGCAAAUCCAUGUAAACAAGUGUCGCAAAUCAAGUAUGCUGCCAGUAAUGGAGUCCAGAUGAUGACUUUUGACAGUGAAAUUGAAUUGAUGAAAGUUGCCAGAGCACAUCCAAAGGCAAAGUUGGUUUUACGAAUUGCCACUGAUGAUUCCAAAGCAGUUUGUCGCCUCAGUGUUAAGUUUGGUGCCACACUCAAAACCAGCAGGCUUCUCUUGGAACGGGCAAAAGAACUAAAUAUUGAUGUCAUUGGUGUCAGCUUCCAUGUGGGCAGUGGAUGUACUGACCCUGAGACCUUCGUGCAGGCAGUAUCAGAUGCCCGCUGUGUAUUUGACAUGGGAACAGAAGUUGGCUUCAGCAUGUAUCUGCUUGAUAUUGGUGGUGGCUUUCCUGGAUCUGAAGAUACAAAGCUUAAAUUUGAAGAGAUCACCAGUGUAAUCAACCCAGCUCUGGACAAGUACUUCCCAGCAGACUCUGGAGUGAGAAUCAUAGCCGAGCCAGGCAGAUACUAUGUUGCCUCAGCUUUCACACUUGCUGUCAACAUCAUUGCAAAAAAAACCGUGUGGAAGGAGCAGACCGGCUCUGAUGAUGAAGAUGAGUCAAGUGAGCAAACCUUCAUGUAUUAUGUGAAUGAUGGAGUAUAUGGAUCAUUUAACUGCAUUCUUUACGAUCAUGCACAUGUGAAGGCCCUGCUGCAGAAGAGACCCAAACCAGAUGAGAAGUAUUACUCAUCCAGCAUCUGGGGACCAACAUGUGAUGGCCUUGAUCGGAUCGUUGAGCGCUGUAACCUGCCUGAAAUGCAUGUGGGCGAUUGGAUGCUGUUUGAGAACAUGGGUGCAUACACCGUUGCUGCUGCUUCUACUUUCAAUGGAUUCCAGAGGCCAAACAUCUACUAUGUGAUGUCACGGCCAAUGUGGCAACUCAUGAAGCAGAUCCAGAGCCAUGGCUUCCCGCCGGAAGUGGAGGAGCAGGAUGUUGGCACUCUGCCCAUGUCUUGUGCCCAGGAGAGCGGGAUGGACAGUCACCCUGCCGCCUGUGCUUCUGCUAGGAUCAACGUGUAGAUGCCAUUCUUGUAGCUCUUACCUGCAAGUUUAGCUUGAAUUAAGGCAUUGGGGGACCAUUUAACUUAAUUACUGCUAGUUUGGAAUGUCUUUGUAAGAGUAGGGUGGCACCGAUGCAGUAUAUGGAAGGCUAGGAGAUGGGGGUCACACUUACUGUGUUCCUAUGGAAACUUUGAAUAUUUGUUUUAUAUGGAUUUUUAUUCACUUUUCAGACAUGAUACUAACGUGUGUCCCUCAGCUGCUGAGCAAGCAUUUGUAGCUUGUACAUUGGCAGAAUGGGCCAAAAGCUUGUGUUGUGACCCAUUUUGAAAAUAAAAUAUCUUGAAAUAAUUGGGAAUGUUUGCAAGUAUCCCUUGAAGAAGGCACAAAAUUCUACACAUGCUGCUGUAUCACAAGGCUGUGCCCUCUCUGUACUGCAGCAGUCUGCUUAGCCCCUCCCAAGUGUGUGCAGUUGGCUGUGAACUUUGGUGCCCAGAGUCUGUUGGUAAGGAAUGUCAUCUGCCUAGUGAACUGUUGGCCUGGCCACUUCCUAGAGAGGGCAUCUGAGGCUCUUUGAACCUUGCCUGCAGAAGCCCUGACUGUUCCUCAACCUUGACUUCAGCUGCAUCACCACAUAGUAACAGUUGAAAGUACCAUACAGCAUUUGGCAGUCAACUUCCUGUAAUAAAUUCAACAACAGCAA